AUGUCAGAUACUAGAUGGGAAUCUCGGGUCGAAUCGGUUAAGCCUAUCCGUUUUCAAUUAUGCCAAGUACAUGACGCUUUAAUUGAAAUUAGUGAAUCAAUAAAGGAUCCUAAAAUAAAAAGUGAAAGCUCGUCAUUAGCAAACUAUGAAUUUUGUUAUGACUUUAUUUUAAGUGUUGUUAUUUNGGAAUCAAUAAAGGAUCCAAAAAUAAAAAGUGAAAGCUCGUCAUUAGCAAACUAUGAAUUUUGUUAUGACUUUAUUUUAAGUGUUGUUAUUUGGUACGAACUGUUAUCUGCUAUAAAUAAAGUUACCGUAAUAGAUCAAGCAAUCGUAUCAAUUAAUGAACGUUUUGAACAACUAUCUCAUCAUUCAGAAUAUUUUGGAUUUUUAUAUAAUAUUGAAAAUUUAAAAACAUUUGACAAAGAAACGUUAAGAAAACAUUGUAUGGAUUUAGAAAUUUUAUUAAAAGAUGGUGAAAAUAAUGAUAUAAAUGGUAUUGAACUUUUUGACGAAUUAAAAAUUUUUUGUAGAAUUUUGAACAAACAAAUGACUUCUAUAGAAUGUCUUAAUUUAAUAGAAACAACAUGUGGCUCAUUUCCAAACAUUUCUAUUGCAUUGAGAAUAUUAUUGACCCUUCCGAUAACCACAGCAAGCGCAGAGAGAAGUUUCUCCAAGUUAAAAAUCAUAAAAAAUUAUUUAAGGACAUCUAUGACACAAAAUCGUCUUUCUGAUCUAGCAAUUAUUUCAAUCGAACGUGAUCUGUGUGAAAAUUUAGAUUAUGACGAUAUUAUUGAAAAGUUUGCCGAAAUAAAAGCAAGAAAAAUUGAUUUUAUGUAA
Molecule: messenger RNA, 837 nt
Organism: Daktulosphaira vitifoliae (grape phylloxera)
Lineage: Eukaryota; Metazoa; Arthropoda; Insecta; Hemiptera; Phylloxeridae
Exons: 2
Coding region: 1-837 (278 amino acids)
Molecular function (GO): protein dimerization activity
Source: RefSeq, a predicted model, not a curated record